AUGGCAAACCCGGUGAAAGCAGCGUUGGCUCUCCUGGUUCUCAGCGUGGCAACUGCCUUGUGUGCGGAGGUGGAGGAGCGGCUGGUGAGUCACCUGUUGGCACCGGAGCGCUACAACAAGCUGAUCAGACCGGCUGUCAACAACAGUCAGCAGGUCGCCAUUUACAUCCAAGUGUCUCUCGCCCAGCUGAUCAAUGUGAAUGAGAGGGAGCAGAUCAUGACCACAAACUGUUGGCUCACUCAGGUAUGGAAUGACUACAGAUUAAUGUGGGACCCCGAGGAAUACGAGGGCAUCAAGAAAAUCCGCCUCCCGUCACAAAACAUCUGGCUGCCAGACAUCGUCCUCUACAACAAUGCCGAUGGGACCUACGAAGUCUCCUUCUAUUCUAAUGCUGUGGUUUCCAACAACGGUGAGGUAGCCUGGCUUCCACCAGCCAUCUACAAGUCUGCUUGUAAAAUUGAAGUCCGUGACUUCCCCUUCGACCAGCAGAACUGCACCCUGAAGUUCCGCUCUUGGACCUACGACCACACGGAGAUCGACCUCAUCCUUCUCAGUGACUUUGCCUCACGUGACGACUUCAAACCCAGUGGCGAGUGGGAUAUUGUUUCAUUGCCCGGACGAAAGAAUGAAGACCCGAAUGAUAUCAGGUACCUGGACAUCACCUAUGACUUUAUUAUCAAGAGAAAACCUCUGUUCUACACCAUCAACCUGAUCAUUCCCUGCAUCCUGAUAACAUCCCUGGCCAUUCUGGUUUUCUACCUCCCGUCAGACUGUGGUGAGAAGAUGACUCUCUGUAUCUCCGUCCUUCUGGCCCUCACUGUGUUUUUACUCCUGAUCUCAAAGAUUGUACCACCUACGUCUUUAGCAGUGCCUCUUAUCGGGAAGUACCUAAUGUUUUCGAUGGUGCUGGUCACCUUCUCCAUUGUAACCAGCGUUUGCGUGCUCAAUGUACACCACCGGGCCCCCAGUACGCACACCAUGCCUCCCUGGGUCAAGCGUAUCUUCUUAUACCGGCUUCCCACUUACCUCUUCAUGCGGAGACCUGGUAGCUCCAACAUUCGCGAGAAGUUCCGGAAAAAACACCAGCAGCGAUCGUACUCUGACCAGAAAAUGCGUGGAGCAGAUGGAGGGAUGGGAAGCGCCGUGGGAAUGGCCGAUUCCUCCUCGUCCUUCUUUGUCAAUGAGGAUUCAGCCAAACACUACGGCUGGAAGGUCAGCGACUUGUCAGAGAACACAGAGUUCAGAAAGAGGCUGACUCUCAAGUCUAACAUUGAUGUGGAGGACGCAGUGGAUGGAGUGAGAUACAUCGCUGAGAAGAUGAAGAGCGAGGAUGAUGAUGAAGGGAUCAUUGAAGACUGGAAGUACGUGGCCAUGGUGAUCGAUCGUCUCUUCCUGUGGAUCUUUGUGUGUGUGUGCGUGGUCGGGACGCUAGGCCUCUUCAUGCAGCCUCUGUUCCAGACUUACAACAUCCCCAUUGCUGAUGAAGUGGACCAUAAAUGA
Messenger RNA from Limanda limanda (common dab), 1500 nucleotides. RefSeq names its product neuronal acetylcholine receptor subunit beta-2-like. Lineage: Eukaryota; Metazoa; Chordata; Actinopteri; Pleuronectiformes; Pleuronectidae. The transcript is spliced from 6 exons. Gene Ontology annotation, molecular function: acetylcholine-gated monoatomic cation-selective channel activity; transmembrane signaling receptor activity. Gene Ontology annotation, biological process: regulation of membrane potential; nervous system process; signal transduction. The record is from RefSeq and is a predicted model, not a curated record. Bases 1 to 1500 code for a protein of 499 amino acids. Gene Ontology annotation, cellular component: neuron projection; postsynaptic membrane; synapse.